Molecule: messenger RNA, 1326 nt
Organism: Lactuca saligna
Lineage: Eukaryota; Viridiplantae; Streptophyta; Magnoliopsida; Asterales; Asteraceae
Source: the annotation of a GenBank genome assembly
AUGACGAGCAUUUCUGACUUGAAGACUGAUGGUAUUGGAGGCCCGCUACAAGUUAGAAUACUGCGAAAAUGGAAACAUGAUGUCCGGCGAUACGAGACUUGGUAUCUUGCUGUCGAUAGAUUUGCAGAUGCUAUACAAAUUCUUGGACAGCGAACAAAUCAGAGUUACAUUGAGUCUGUCCUCCAUGUUUCACAGUGUUACACCAUAUCAGAUUAUAGUUGUCCUCAAUUAGAUAACUAUCAAAAAUUCCUUGAAAAUGAGUUCUACAUCGAUGUUGGCCUCAAGUCCAUCAUACAACCAAUUCCAGAGACAACAACAAUACCCAAAACCUGGUUUCGGUUCGUAUCAAAAUCACAUCUCAUAGACCUCGGAGAAAGACCACCAUACUAUCCAGAUUACAUUGGUGUCUUAUCAAAGAUCAGAGAGUGUACCAAAGCAAGCGGGGAAUCAUUUGUCUUGCUCAUACUAACGGAUGAAAGUGGUAGUAAACUUGCAAUCAAUCUAUGGAAAGAAUGUAUAACCAAUCCAGAAAAAUUCAACCGCGACUCCUUACAUCAACCACCCGCGACAACGGUUGUUGCCGUCACGAACCUAAAACCAUCCAUAUACAAUGGAGUAUUACGUUAUGGUUCAUCACAUGCUACACAUAUCUAUGUGAAUCCGGACAUACCAGAAACAACAGCACUCAUUAAUCUCUUCAGACAUCCACAUCCAAUUCUUUUAUAUCCACAGGAUAAAACAUUCAUCGUACAGGCUUCAAUCAAAGAAUUUCACUAUCAAAACAGCUGGUUCCAAACAAUAUGUCCAAUAUGUAAAGAUCCCAUCUUCAAAAGAGGUGAAAGCUGGUACUGCAGUGCACAUGGACUAAUCGAAAAGCCCACUUACAUAUACAAAUUAACAGUAACCAUCACUGAUGCUACGGACACAAUAUCAGCACUAAUAUCCGAGACAUCAUGUCGGAAACUGUUAAAGUCAUCACUUGAGAACUUUAUAUCCAAUAACCCACACAUAAACAGAAACACCCUACCUCCUAUCAUCACUGACCACAAGGAACAAACAAAAAAGAUGUCGAUCCAAAUGCUUAGAGCAUCAACCCUCGACAAUAUACGCUUCAUAAUAAUAGAUAUUGAAGAGCCAACAACCAAGGCUCAAACGUCUGUGCCAGGAACACCAGCUCAACCACAAAUGACAAGAAUGCGACCAACUGACACAACACCAGAGCCAUCAACACCUGUUGAACAUGUUGUGCGUACUCUCACCUACGAUCCCCAAGAAUCUGCACCAAGAAAAAAUGCAAAGCGGACACUCAAACAGCAGACAUCAUAG